AUGGUCAGCCUUUAUCGAAUAAAGGUCACCACCAGCUCCUACCACCUACAGACCAACGGCGGCACGGAACGCGUCAACCACACGAUGGCUCAGAUGCUUGCGGUGGUCGUCAACGAACAGCAAAACGGUUGGGACAUACGUCUCCCGCACGUUGAGUUUGCCUACAACAAUUCCGUGAACUAGUCUACUGGAUUAGCGCCAGACGAGAUCCACAUCGGACGCAUCCCGCGACUCCCGCUUUCGGUCUUCGAUCAUCCCACGGUAGGUGGUCAUCAAAGCUUGGCCCGCGAUCAACUCGAGUAUUGCAACCUGGCUGUCGAUCGCCAGCGCCGGGCCUACGAACUUGUCCGUGAGUACAACGCCCUGAAGAUUUCGCGAGUCGAACGCCGAAAUUCAUCCCUGCUGGACGCCAUUCACAAGCUCCCUCAGUAUACCGUUGGCGGGUGGGCUUGGGUGUACAACACGGCUGCUACAAUUCGACAGGGUGUGCAGAAGGACACGGACCAACAGGUGCUCAAGGCCAAAUUCGCACUUUCCUGGACGGGGCCCUACAAAGUUCUUGCGGUGGGUCCCACCUCUGCCGACGCCACUCCGGACGGCCGCCCGCUGGCGCGUAAACUCCUCUACCUGGACCUGCCUUCCGAUCUUUCCGGCCCGGCAGCUCGUUGUCGCGUGUCU
Ectocarpus sp. CCAP 1310/34 is the source of this 678-nucleotide messenger RNA. Lineage: Eukaryota; Phaeophyceae; Ectocarpales; Ectocarpaceae. The record is from the annotation of a GenBank genome assembly.